GGGAGGAGGAGGAGAGCGGGAGGAGGAGGAGGGAGGUCGGCUCGCGGAGCUGGAGAGCGCGGCCGCCUCGGCAGGUUGGGACCCGAGCUCGCGGCUUCCGGAAGGCGCCGAGGUCGGAUAAAUACAUCCCGGGCGCCGGGGAGCAGGGGACGCUGCCCGCACCGCCCGCACCGCCGUCCGCAGGGCGCCAAGCCGGCCGGCUGAGCGCGGCGCCCGCUCCUCCUCCUCCCGCGGCCGGCGCGGUGCAGCGGAGAGCGGCGGGCUCGGCCGCCGGCGCCGGGCCGCAGAGCCGAUGAGCGGCGGCGGCUGAGGGCCAGGGCUGGCCUUUGCCCGCCGUCUGCCCGGCGCCCGAUCGGGGCCGCAGCGCCCGGGGCGCGGGGUCCGCGCCGGUGCCAUGGGGGCGGACUGACGCGCCGGGGCGGCCAGCACUCGCUCUCGAGCCGCGGGCCCUGCUCGGAGGCGGCGGCGGGCGCCUGGCGCGGCGCGCUCUGCCCGGGGCGCCCGCGGGAGCCUCCGCUGCGCUCUAUGCGCCUCUGCGGGCGCCGCGGGCCCGGGCCAUGGCGAUAGACCGGCGGCGCGAGGCGGCGGGCGGCAGGCCCGGGAGGCAGCCACCCCUGGGCGAGGAGAACGGCUCCCUGCCGCCCGGGGACGCGGCGGCCUCGGUGCCCCUCGGGAGCGGCGCGGGCCCCAGUAGCGGCGGGGAGAUCCAGUCGCUGCCCUCCCCGCACCCCGGCGGCGGCCCUCCCUCGAGCGGCUCCGCGGCGGCCCCCAGCCUCCUGUUGCUGGACUACGACGGGUCGGUGCUGCCCUUCCUCGGGGGUCUGGGCGGGGGCUACCAGAAGACCCUCGUGCUGCUCACCUGGAUCCCGGCGCUGUUCAUCGGCUUCAGCCAGUUCUCGGACUCCUUCCUUUUGGACCAGCCCAACUUCUGGUGCCGCGAGGCCGGCAAAGGCGCCGAGCUGGCGGGCGUCACCUCCACGGGCCGGUGGGGAGCCUACGACGGGGCCACCUGGAACAGCCCCCCGACCACCUCCUUCUCCACUGCCGCCUGGGGGCCCGCGGGCAACCUCAGCAACAGCAGCGGAGCGGACAGGGGCGACAGGCCGCCCCUGGGGUCCCCUCCGGACAAGGGGGACAACGCCUCUAACUGCGACUGUCACGCGUGGAACUAUGGCAUCCGCACAGGCCUCGUCCAAAACGUGGUCAGCAAGGGUCGGCCGGCGGCCUGUGCUGCUCUGUUCCAUCAUCUUCAUUCUGAUCUUUGGCCUGACCGUGGCCCUGUCCGUGAACGUGACGAUGUUCAGCACGCUCAGGUUCUUCGAAGGAUUCUGCCUGGCUGGAAUCAUCCUCACCUUGUAUGCAUUACAGUUCGAAUUAUCCACAUUCUCAUGUGCCUGGAUAUGGCUUUAAGUGUUCUGGACUCAAAUCCCAUGCAUUGGUACUAGAAGAGUAAAUGACAGUAUUGGUUAGCAUUUGUUCUUUUUAGGGUGAAGAAAAAUUUUCCUCCAUUAAUUCCUCAUGUUUGUUGGACAUAUUAACUCCUUCAUCCAAUCUGGUUAUGUUUUACUUCUUUGAAGUCGGUGUUUUCUAGAACACAGCCACAAACUCCUACAAAGGAGGAAGGUUUUAGGCAUAAAUGUUUUUACUUAUUUUCUAGUUUUAUGCUUUCUAAUCACCUGGUGGAAAGAACUGUUAGGAAUAAUGUAAAAUGAUUUAUAAUAUGUUUUGUCUUUUUCUUUCCUUUUAACAACAUGGGCAGGAGUCAGUUAUAGAUUAAGUAGCAUUUUCCAGUGAGGUCAAAUAAGAAUAGUCCUGCUUCUCUUAAGUGCGCUUAUUAAAACUAGACAACACUUUCAGGUUACUUGAAUUUUUGUCCCUCUAUUAUCUAGAACUAGAGGCCCGGUUCAUGAAAUUUGUGCACUUGGAGGGGAGAGGGUUGGGUCCCUCAACCCGGCCUGCACACUCUCGUAGUCCAGGAGCCCUCAGGGAAUGUCUGAAUGAUGGCUUAGGCCUGUCUCUCCCCCCCACAACCGCCGCUUCCCCCACCCCCGCAGGGCAGCAGUCCUAAGUGAUCAUUCAGACAUCCCUAGCGCUGCCGCGGAUGGUCAGUGUGCGUCAGCUCCUGCGUUGAGCGUCUGCCCCUAGGUGGUCAGUGCACGUCAUAGCAACCAGUGGUUCCACCGCUCAGUCGAUUUGCAUAUUAGUCUUUUAUUAUUUAGGAUGGGAUUGGCUGAAAUCGGCCUGCAGGAUCAGGCUGAAACUGGCUCUCCAACAUCCCCUGAGGGGUUCCAGAUUGCAAGAGGGCGCAGGCCAGGUCGAGGGACCCCACCGGUGCAUAAUCUGGGCUGGGGAGGGACACGGGAGGUUGGCCAGCCAGGGAGGGACUGUGGAAGGGCUCCAGGGCAUGUCCAGCCCAUCUCACUCAGUCCCAAUCCGCCAGACCCCAGCAGCAAGCUAACCUACCUGUUGGAGCAUCUGCCCCCUGGUGGUCAGUGCACGUCAUAGCGAGCAGUUGAGUGGCCUUAGCAUAUCAUUAGCAUACUACACUUUGAUUGGUUGAAUGGACAACCAGACACUUAGCAUAUUAGGCUUUUAUUAUAUAGGAUAGAAAUAUAAUCAAUUUGUAACAUAGUGUUAGAGUCACAGAGAAGAAAUGGGCAUAGAAGAAGGCUACAGGUAUAUUCUCUGAAUCCACAGUCAGCAGUUUUGUCAUCUUCUCCCAACACUGAACUGUUUCCAGUCCAUUGCAUUUAUUUUGGAACCCUUGCUUCUUAGGGGGUUCUUUAGGAAUAUAUGUGUUCAAGGUCAGUGGGUCACAGUCAUGGCUGUUUGGAAGUUUUGUUUCUUUGGACAGCAUGAGCAUUGGGCUUGAACGUUUCCCGGGGAAAUUCCUGUGCUGUUCUCUGGCCCUGCCCACCCAUCGGCCUGUGCAGAGGAGCAGCUUCCUCACCUUUUUUAAAAAAAUGUUUUCAUUGAUUUUUUUUUUUUUAGAGACAAGGGAAGGGAGAGGGAUGGAGAGAUAAAAAUGUCGACGCGAGAGAAACAUCAUCAAUUGGCUGUCUCCUGCAUGCCCCCUACUGGUGAUCCAGCCUGCAAGCCGGGCAUGUGCCCUGACCAGGAAUCCAACCAUAACCAUGACCUCUUGGUUCCUGGGUUGACACUCAACCACUGAGCCACACAGGCCAGGCUCCCCACCCUUUUCUUGAGGAGACUCCAGGCCCUGCUCUCAGACACUCAUUUGAGCUGCAUCUGUGCAGGUUUGUGAGGCUCCUGGCUCUCACAGGAAUCCAGGCCUUCCUUGAGGAUGGCCAUUGAAGGGGACAGCUGGGCAUGUUGACAAACUAGAAUAGCUGUGCUUCAGAAACUUUGCAGAGAGUGUAACGUCAGCCUACCACACGAGUAUGUAUCAGACUUGGAGAGAAUAUCAAGCAAAGAGGACAUAUCGGUUUUAUCUUCCAUGCCAACUGCUCAUGAUAGAUUGAGAUUGCUAGGGAGCCCAGGGAGCUCAGGGAGCUGGAGAGAACACCUUGAUCCAUGAGCCACGUCUGCCUGGAAGAAGGAAGGAGGGUGGGAAGGGCUGCCUGGACCUGACACUCACCUUCUGCACAGAUUCUCCCUGAACUAAGCCAGACGAGAAGAGCAUUCCCCCUGAACUACAUCGUUUUAGCUCACAUAGAAUCGUUUUACUGACUUGUGUUGUGAUAUCAUGCCAUUGGCUCUGUGAAAGUUGUUAUUAUAUUUACUGUAAAAAUGAAGCUAAGGCUGUUUUUUGUGUGUGUGUGUGUGUGUGUGUGUUUUUCUUCAGGAGAUUAUAUAGUAAUCUCUUUAUUGUAGGAAGUUCUCUUUCCUUUCAGAACCAUACAAAGAAUGAGCUUACCCUUGGAAAUUGCUGUGCUUUUGUCUCAUAGGCACAGAAUCAUCUGCAGGCACCUGCAAACUUUGUUUUUGUAAAAAGCCAGUUAGUAACUAUUUUAGGCUUUGCAGGUCUCUGUUACAACUACUCAGCUCUGCUAUUGUACCAUGAAUGCAGCCAUAAAUAACAUGUAAGUGAUCAGGUGUGGCUGUAUUCCAAUAAAACUUUAUUUGCAGAAAUAAGUGGUGGGACAGAUUUGACCAGCAGGCUCUGCUAUUUCAGCUACCAAUGUAAGCGAGUCUCUCUUUCCUUUGACUGCUAGGAAGCUUAGAAAGCUCGCAGUCUGAUCUCGCAUGUGAGUGGGCUUGAUAGGCUGAGCUUUAAAUCAGGCCUCCUAAUUUCAUCUAAACUUUCCUACUGUAAUUUCUCCUUUGUCCCAUUUCCUGUCUUUAAAAUAUAAGUGUUAUUUUAUUGUAUGUAUUUGUAUAAGCAGUUUUAAAUUUUUUUCUGAAAUAAAGCAAGGAAUUAAUAGUUA
Molecule: messenger RNA, 4388 nt
Organism: Eptesicus fuscus (big brown bat)
Lineage: Eukaryota; Metazoa; Chordata; Mammalia; Chiroptera; Vespertilionidae
Gene: SLC22A23
Product: solute carrier family 22 member 23
Exons: 3
Coding region: 558-1445 (295 amino acids)
Biological process (GO): transmembrane transport
Cellular component (GO): membrane
Molecular function (GO): transmembrane transporter activity
Source: RefSeq, a predicted model, not a curated record